This is a messenger RNA of Sorghum bicolor (sorghum), 4178 nucleotides long. RefSeq names its product disease resistance protein RGA2. Lineage: Eukaryota; Viridiplantae; Streptophyta; Magnoliopsida; Poales; Poaceae. Gene Ontology annotation, biological process: defense response to other organism; regulation of DNA-templated transcription. The record is from RefSeq and is a predicted model, not a curated record. The transcript is spliced from 6 exons. Gene Ontology annotation, molecular function: sequence-specific DNA binding; DNA-binding transcription factor activity; ADP binding. Bases 668 to 3976 code for a protein of 1102 amino acids.
AGAUAUUACUACAAGAUAGAGCAAGUAGAAGACCCCUUUCAAAGUUUCAAUACCUUGAUUUUUGAUGACAUGACGCGGUGUCAACUAUAACUCAUGCACUUUUGUAUUCCUUAUCACUUGAAUUUACGCUAGUUGCAGACUUGCAGCUACUUCUCAUGCACUUUUGUCGGUUAAACAUGUGGAUAUGUAUGCGCAUCAGAUUCUCAGCCCUGGAUUUAUCCCUGGCUAACCGAACAAUCAAAUAGGAGCAAGGGGACAGGGAAUGAGUGACAGCUAGGAGAUCAACUAAUUCCAGGCCUGGAUUGAUUUCUCUUCUGGAUUGGAUCCCCAGCUGCCGAACAAGGCCUUAGUCUUCCAUGAAGUGGAUCUAGUGGGGCGAGACUGGAUUUCGGCCCCGCGCGGUCUCGGCCUCCGGUCGCCGCCGCUGUCUCUCGUUCAUGCUGGGUUUUCUUGCCGGUACGCAUCACCGUCCUCCACAGCUUCUCAUAUUCCGCGAUCAAGUUGUUUUCAGCAACUUUGUGUUCCACGGCGCUGGGAAGGAACAAUAGACGGACCUUUUUUUUAGUGUCAAGACUCAAGAGUGGAACCGAGUUUGGAGUUCGAUUUGGACUCUGACACUCAGCGGUGGACUCCUCCUCAGACCUCAAGCCUCUCAGGGCUGCGAUCCAUGGAGGGUAUGCCAGAAGAGAAGUGCUCCCUGGCCGCCGUAGCCGCGGAGCUGGCGCAGAUACAUGAUAUGGCGAAGCAGCUCGUGGAGCAGGUUGCGGAUCCGCAGCAGGGAGGGGGAGACGGCGAUGCGGCGGCCGGAGGAGGGUACCAGCGGGUCCGGGAGCUGACGAGCACCAUAUGCGCCAACGUAGACAAGGCCCUGCACAUGCUCACGUCCAACAGCUUGGACGGAAGUCCGGCCGCGGGGCAACCGGAAUCGACGCCGUCGUCAGGUGGGCAUGGCAGCUCGCGCGGCGCCGUGUUGGACUCGGACCAGGCCGGUGGCGGCACCGGCAAUGCGCCCGGCCAGGGCAAGGACAGGAAGACACUGUCCAAAUGGAGCACCCAAGUGAGGGUGAGCAACGCGCAGGACGCCACCUACCUCGACGACGGCUUCAUCUGGAGGAAGUACGGGCAGAAGGACAUCCUCGGCGCCAAGCACCCAAGAGGCUACUACCGGUGCACGCACCGGCACAUGCAGGGCUGUCUGGCCACCAAGCAGAUUCAACGCACAGAUGGCGACCCGCUGCUCCUAGACGUCGUGUACAUCGGCUCCCACACGUGCACCCAGCCUUGGGGCGCCGCCGCGCACCCCAACAUCCAGAGCAUGCUGCCGACCACGGAGCAGACGACCACCUCAGGGUCCGAAUCAGGGUCCGUGCUUACCAGCGAAAUUCCUGGAUCGAUGGCAUCGAGAAAAAGAGACACGGGAGGCGAGACUCGCCUUUCAAAAACCAUGAUUGAGGAGCCACAUUCUACUCCCUAUAAGGAUGUAAUGGCAUGGUUUUCUAUGGGAAAACUAAGACAAAAAGGACGACUCAGUCAUACAUGUAUGCAACAGGCUGGUCAGGAACUCCUUGGCAGAGACGAUAUUAGACAACAGGUUAUGGAAAAAAUACUGUUGGAUAGGAAUGGCGUAAACAAUUGUACUGUCAUUUGCAUAUAUGGUUGGAGUGGUCUCGGCAAGACUUCACUGCUCCAUGCCCUUUACAAUGAUCAACAAUUGUUAGACGCCUUUGACAAAAGGAUAUGGAUACAGAUAUCUGAUAAAAUAGACAUAUCAAUGUUAUUCAGGAAGAUUGUUGAGUUUGCCAUGAAUGAGCAUUGCAGCAUUACAAACAUCGAUUUCCUUCGAGAACUGGUUGUGGAGGAAAUCACAGAUAAGAAAUUCUUGCUUUUCUUGGAUGAUGCAGACAUAGUAAACCAACAAUUUUGGACUACCUUACUAGAAGUUCUGAACACUGGUGCCAAAGGAAGUGUUGUUGUCAUGGCUACAAGGAGCUCUACUGUUGCUGCUGUUAGGAAUGUCGCAACACAUUCCUAUUCCUUAAAUCCUUUAUCUGAAGAAAACAACCUGAUGCUUCUUCAACAAUAUGCUGUUGUGGGUACUGAUAUCCAGAGCAAUCCUGAUUUAGCAUUGAUUGCCAAUAGGUUCAUUUCUAGGUUUAGAUAUAAUCUACUACACUUGAAGGCCAUUGGUGGCCUUCUGUGCCAUACAGAUACUUUUUCAGUAGAGAAGGAUAAGUUUGAAGGAAGUGUUAUGCCUUUAUGGAUUUGCCAUGAUGUUUUACCAGUCCAUCUGAAGAGGUGUCUUGCAUUAUGUUCCUUGUUCCCAGAAGGUUACAUCUUUGGUAAACAUCACAUGGUUCUCCUGUGGAUAUCUCAUGGUUGUGUUAGGCCAGUUGAAGGGUACGAACUUGAAGACGUUGGAGUUGAAUAUUUCAAUGAGUUGCUGUGUAGAUCGUUCUUUCAGUGCUCACCUGUUCACAGUGAUAAAAACGAAAUGUUUGUGAUGCACGAGCUUAUGUACAAGGUGGUAGAGUCUGUCUCUCCUGACAAAUAUUUCAAGUCCGAGGACCCCGUGAUCAGCAUACCUGAAAAUGUUUUUCACUGUUCUCUCAUUACCUCACAAUUUCAGACUGUUGAACUGAUGCACAGAAUGAAACAGUUGAAGCAUCUGCAGACAUUUAUGGUGGUGCAACCUGAGUGGAAACCGAACAACAUUUCUUUGCCUACAUUAAAUCUUGUAGGUUUGGAUGAUUUCUUUCUGAAAUUCACAUCCUUAGAGACACUGGAUCUGAGCCAUACUGAAACAGAAGAGCUUCCAGCAUCCAUUGCUGGCCUAAGAAACCUGCGGUACUUAUCUGUCAACAGCACAAACGUCAGGGCUCUUCCAUGUGAGCUGUGCAGCCUCAGCAAUCUGCAGACACUGGAAGCAAAACACUGCCGCUUCCUCACUGAGCUACCUAGAGACAUAAAGAUGCUGGUAAAGCUGCGCCAUCUUGAUCUGACGAAGGAACUGGGCUAUGUUGACUUGCCACAUGGAAUUGGAGAGCUCAUCGAACUGCAGACAUUGCCAGUCUUCCAUGUCAGUGGUGACUCCUCAUGUUGCUCCAUCAGUGAGCUGGGAAGCUUGCACAAUCUGAGGGGCUGCCUUUGGCUUUCCGGACUUGAAAGUGUGAAAACUGGCAGCAAGGCCAAGGAGGCUAACCUGAAGGACAAGCAUUGCCUAAACGACUUGACGCUGCAAUGGCACGACGAUGGCAUAGACAUCGAAGAUGAAGGCGAAGACUCAAAAGAUGUGGCCGAUGAGCAGGUCCUUGAAGGCCUCAAACCACAUGUAAACCUCCAAGUUCUCACCAUUAGAGGGUACGAAGGCAGGAGGUUUCCAGCUUGGAUGCAGGGUUCUUCUCCAUCCUUACCCAACCUGGUGACACUGACACUCGACAACUGCUGCAACUGCACCGAGUUCCCCACCAUCGUGCAGCUGCCAUCGCUCAAGUCCCUGAGCGUGCGAAAGAUGUACGACGUGCAACAGCUAAGCAGCCACACAGACACACAUGGCAAUGGCAGCACGGCCAAGUUCCCGUCGCUGGAGCUGCUGAACCUGUGGGAGAUGUACGGUCUAGAGGAGCUGUUCUCCAAAGAAUCUGAAGGGGACUGCCCUCGCCUCCGCAAGGUCUGCAUCAGCCGGUGCCCGGACCUGAGGAGGCUGCCCAGCGCUCGUUCUCUGACGGAGCUGGUUCUCCAUUGCGGCAAGCAGCUCCCUGACAUCUCGGAGCUCGCGUCGUUGGUGUCACUGAAGAUUGAAGGCUUCCACGGUACCAAGUCGUUCGGCUUGCCGGCAGCUGCGGCGCUGAGGAAGCUGGAGAUCAGGUCUUGCAAGGAGCUGGCGUCGGUGGACGGGCUGUCGGCGGUGCUGACCACCGUGCAGAGGCUUAAGAUAGCAGGGUGCCCCAAGCUCGUCUUGCCAGGAAGGAACCAGUAGCCUGCAGACGACCGGAACAUCCACAUUUUUGCUAGUGCUUGUUUGUGUUUUCUAUAUGGAUUUAUGGUACAUGUGACAAUUUCUGAGACUGGUCGUUUAGCAAAUGAAGUGAAAGAGUUGUUCCAGCUAAAAGAAAAAACAUUUUAAAUCUUUCAGAUAUAGGGGUGUUUAGAUGCUUUUGGAAUGGCAAAUUUGUCUUUAA